UGUUGUUUAUUUUUUUUCUAGAUAUGGCCGCGUGGAAAGUGUCAAAAUUCUCCCUAAGAGGGGAUCUGAAGGAGGAGUGGCUGCCUUUGUGGAUUUUGUGGACAUCAAAAGUGCACAGAAAGCUCACAACUCAGUCAACAAAAUGGGAGAUAGAGACCUACGCACGGAUUAUAAUGAACCAGGCACCAUUCCAAGUGCUGCUCGGGGAUUGGAUGAUACAGUUUCCAUAACAUCUCGUAGUAGAGAGGUUUCUGGGUUCAGAGGAGGUGGUGGAGGGCCUGCUUAUGGCCCUCCACCAUCACUUCAUGCACGAGAAGGACGUUAUGAGCGGAGACUUGAUGGGGCUUCAGAUAACAGGGAGCGUGCUUAUGAACAUAGUGCCUAUGGACACCAUGAACGGGGGACGGGAGGAUUUGAUCGGACAAGACAUUACGAUCAGGAUUACUAUAGAGAUCCUCGCGAACGGACUUUACAACAUGGGCUCUAUUAUUCUUCUCGGAGUCGAAGUCCAAACCGUUUUGAUGCUCAUGACCCCCGAUACGAACCUAGGGCUCGGGAGCAGUUUACGCUGCCCAGUGUGGUACACAGGGAUAUCUACAGGGAUGAUAUUACCCGGGAGGUACGAGGCAGAAGGCCUGAGCGGAAUUACCAGCACAGCAGGAGUCGGUCACCGCAUUCAUCCCAAUCUAGAAAUCAGUCUCCUCAGAGGCUGGCUAGCCGACUCACAAGGUCCCCUAGCGGCAGCGGCUCUAGGAGUAGAUCCUCCAGUAGUGAUUCAAUCAGCAGCAGCAGUAGUACCAGCAGUGACAGCACUGAUUCUAGCAGUAGUUCAAGUGAUGACUCUCCAGCCCGGUCAGUUCAAUCCGCAGCAGUCCCCGCACCCACUUCCCAGUUGCUUUCAUCCCUGGAAAAAGAUGAGCCCCGUAAAAGUUUUGGGAUCAAAGUUCAGAAUCUUCCAGUACGCUCUACAGAUACAAGCCUUAAAGAUGGCCUUUUCCAUGAAUUUAAGAAAUUUGGAAAGGUGACUUCAGUGCAAAUACAUGGAGCUUCAGAAGAGAGGUAUGGCCUGGUAUUCUUUCGACAGCAAGAGGACCAAGAAAAAGCAUUGACUGCAUCAAAAGGAAAACUUUUCUUUGGCAUGCAGAUUGAAGUAACAGCAUGGAUAGGGCCAGAAACAGAAAGUGAAAAUGAAUUUCGCCCUUUGGAUGAAAGGAUAGAUGAAUUUCAUCCCAAAGCAACAAGAACUCUCUUUAUUGGCAACCUUGAAAAAACCACUACUUACCAUGAUCUUCGAAACAUCUUCCAGCGCUUUGGUGAAAUUGUGGAUAUUGAUAUUAAAAAAGUUAAUGGAGUUCCUCAGUAUGCAUUUUUGCAAUACUGUGAUAUUGCCAGCGUUUGUAAGGCUAUUAAGAAGAUGGAUGGGGAAUACCUUGGAAAUAACCGCCUUAAGCUGGGUUUUGGAAAGAGCAUGCCUACAAACUGCGUGUGGUUAGAUGGGCUUUCUGCAAAUGUGUCGGAUCAAUAUUUAACACGACAUUUCUGCCGAUAUGGGCCUGUGAUAAAGGUGGUGUUUGACCGCUUAAAAGGCAUGGCCCUGAUUAUCUACAAUGAAAUUGAAUAUGCACAAGCAGCUGUAAAAGAGACCAAGGGGAGAAAAAUUGGUGGGAAUAAAAUUAAGGUGGAUUUUGCAAAUCGGGAAAGUCAGCUGGCAUUUUAUCACUGUAUGGAAAAAUCUGGUCAAGAUAUCAGAGACUUUUAUGAAAUGUUAAUGGAAAGAAGAGAGGAACGAAGGGGAUCUUAUGAUUAUAGCCAAGAUCGCACCUAUUAUGAGAAUGUUCGUACUCCAGGCACAUAUGCUGAGGAUUCUAGACGGGACUAUCCAGCUCGAGGGAGAGAAUUUUAUUCAGAAUGGGAAACUUACCAAGGAGACUAUUAUGAAUCUCGCUAUUAUGAUGAUCCUCGGGAAUACAGGGAUUACAGAAGUGAUCCUUAUGAACAAGAUAUUCGGGAUUACAGUUACAGGCAACGGGAACGAGAAAGAGAACGCGAAAGAUUUGAUCCUGACCGGGACAGAGACCAUGAGAGGAGGCCAAUUGAACGCAGUCAGAGUCCGGUGCACCUGCGGCGCCCACAGAGUCCUGGAACAUCUCCCUCACAGUCAGAGAGAUUACCAAGUGAUUCUGAGAGGAGGGUUUAUAGCCGGUCCUCAGAACGGAGUGGAAGCUGUAGCUCACUUUCCCCUCCAAGAUAUGAUAAACUUGACAAACCUCGUUUGGAACGCUAUACAAAAAAUGAAAAGACAGAUAAAGAACGAACUUUUGAUCCUGAGAGAGUGGAAAGAGAGAGACGCUUAAUAAGGAAGGAGAAAGUGGAAAAGGACAAAACUGACAAGCAGAAACGAAAAGGAAAAGUUCAUUCCCCAAGUUCCCAAUCUUCAGAAACAGACCAAGAAAAUGAAAGAGAACAGAGCCCUGAAAAAUCAAGGAGUUUUAAUAAACUGAGCAGAGAGAAAGCUGACAAAGAAGGAAUAGCAAAAAACCGCUUAGAACUCAUGCCUUGUGUGGUUUUGACUCGAGUGAAAGAAAAAGAGGGGAAGGUGAUUGACCACACUCCAUUGGAAAAGCUGAAAGCCAAGCUUGAUAAUGACACUGUUAAGUCUUCUGCCAUAGAUCAGAAACUGCAAGUUUCUCACAUGGAGCCUGCAAAAUCUGACUUAUCUAAACUGGAAUCUGUCAGAAUGAAAGUGCCAAAGGAAAAGGCACUUUCAAGCCACAUAGAAGUGGUAGAUAAGGAAGGCAGGCUUAAAACCCGGAAGCACCUAAAACCAGAGCAGUCUGCUGAUGGGGUAAGUGCUGUGGAUUUGGAGAAGCUGGAAGCAAGGAAAAGGCGUUUUGCAGAUUCCAAUUUGAAAGCAGAAAGGCAAAAAUCAGAAGUCAAGAAAAGUAGUCCAGAGAUGGAGGAUGCUCGGGUGCUUUUAAAAAAGCAGCUUGACACGCCAUCUAAAGAUGUCACUCAGUUGAAGGAAGGAGAGUCUGAGAGAAAGCCCAUGAGGAAAGAAAUUCUUAAAAGAGACUCUAAAAAAAUCAAACUAGACAGACUUAAUGCUGUUCCCAGCCCCAAAGACUGUCAGGAACUUGUCAGUAUUUCUGUUGGGACUGGCUCAAGACCCAUCUCAGACCUGCAAGCAAGGCUUGGAGAAUCAGUAGGUGAAUCUGCGGAAAAUCAAGAAAUUCAGCCAAAAAAACCUACUCCCUCCAAACCACAGCUCAAACAGCUGCAGUUAUUAGAUGAGCAAGGACCAGAGAGAGAAGAUAUUAGGAAAAACUAUUGCAGUCUUCGUGAUGAAGCACUUGAAUGUAAAUCAGGCCAAGAGAAACCACAUUCAGUAAAUACUGAAGAAAAAAUUGGCAUUGAUAUUGAUUACACGCAGAGUUACCGAAAACAAAUGGAGCAGAGUCGUAGAAAACAGCAGAUGGAGAUGGAAAUAGCCAAGUCUGAGAAGUUUGGCAGUCCUAAAAAAGAUGUAGAUGACUAUGAAAGGCGUAGUCUUGUUCAUGAGGUAGGUAAACCCCCUCAAGAUGUCACUGAUGACUCUCCUCCCAGCAAAAAGAAAAGGAUGGAUCAUGUUGAUUUUGAUAUCUGCACCAAGAGAGAGAGGAAUUACAGAAGUUCACGCCAAAUCAGCGAAGAUUCUGAAAGGACUGGUUGUUCUCCCAGUAUCCGACAUGGUUCCUUCCACGAGGAAGAUGACCCCAUAGGCUCUCCUAGGCUAAUGUCAGUAAAAGGGUCUCCUAAAGUAGAUGAAAAGGGACUCCCUUAUUCUAAUAUGACAGUCAGAGAAGAAUCCUUAAAAUUUAAUCCUUACGAUUCCAGCAAGAGAGAACAGAUGGCAGACAUGGCCAAAAUAAAACUAACUGUCUUGAAUUCUGAAGAUGAACUAAAUCAGUGGGACUCGCAAAUGAAGCAAGAUGCCAGCAGAUUUGAUGUGAGUUUCCCAAACAGCAUAAUUAAGAGGGACAGCCUUCGAAAGAGGUCUGUACGCGACUUAGAACCUGGCGAGGUGCCUUCUGAUUCUGAUGAAGAUGUUGAACACAAAUCCCACUCACCCAGAGCGUCGGCAUUAUAUGAAAGUUCUCGAUUAUCUUUUUUAUUGAGGGAUAGAGAAGACAAACUACGUGAGCGAGAUGAAAGAUUCUCUAGUUCUUUAGAAAGGAACAAAUUUUAUUCUUUUGCAUUGGAUAAGACAAUCACCCCAGACACUAAGGCUUUGCUUGAAAGAGCUAAAUCCCUCUCUUCAUCUCGAGAAGAAAAUUGGUCUUUUCUUGAUUGGGACUCUCGAUUUGCUAAUUUUCGAAACAACAAAGAUAAAGAAAAAGUUGACUCUGCUCCAAGACCUAUUCCAUCUUGGUACAUGAAAAAGAAGAAAAUUCGGACUGAUUCAGAAGGAAAAAUUGAUGAUAAAAAAGAUGAUCAUAAAGAAGAAGAACAGGAAAGGCAAGAAUUAUUUGCUUCUCGUUUUUUACAUAGCUCAAUCUUUGAACAAGAUUCCAAGCGCUUACAGCACCUAGAGAGAAAAGAUGAGGAAUCUGACUUCAUUUCUGGUAGGUUAUAUGGAAGGCAGACAUCUGAUGGAGUGAACAGCACAACUGAUUUGAUUCAAGAGCCAGUAGUUCUUUUCCAUAGCAGAUUUAUGGAACUCACACGAAUGCAACAGAAAGAAAAAGAAAAAGACCAAAAACCUAAAGAGGCUGAAAAACAGGAAGAUACAGAGGAUCAUCCCAAGACCCCAGAAUCUGCUUCUGAGAAUAAAGAGUCAGAACUGAAAACCCCAUCUUCGACUGGGCCUCCUUGUGUCACUGUUUUAACUCCAGAGUCAGCAUCAUUGCCACUGGAGAAGACAGCCGGUGAUAAAACAGGAGAGCUGCUUUCAGUGACAGAAGAGAAGACCAUGGAGCCAGUCUCUGUCUCAGAAGAAGCAAAACCUGCAUCUGAACUGGCUCCCCUUGUUGUGGAACAACCUGAACAGGCCGACUUGCCCCCAGGAGUGGACGCUGAGAAGGAUGCUGCCGGGACUCCUUUAGUUGGAGAAAGUUCAUCAGUUGACCAGCUGCCUUAUCUGGAUGCCAAGCCUCCAACUCCUGGGGCCUCAUUUUCCCAUGCAGAGAUCAGUGGGGACCCAGAACCUGACAAUACCCAACCACUUUCAAAACCGACUCAGAAGCCUAAGGAAGCUGAUGAGCCAAAAGUGGACAAGCCAGACCCUACUGCUAGUGUUGAGCCCAUUGCAAAUCAGAAAGCUGAAGUUGUUGCUGAGGUUCAGCCUCAAGCUUCCGAAGGUGUAGAGGUUGAUCCUCCAGUUGCUACAAAAGAUAAAAAGCCAAACAAAAGUAAACGUUCCAAGACCCCCAUACAGGCAGCUGUAGCAAGUAUUGUGGAGAAGCCCGUCACAAGGAAGAGUGAGAGGAUAGACCGGGAAAAACUCAAGAGGUCCAAUUCUCCUCGGGGAGAAGCCCAGAAGCUCUUAGAGUUGAAGAUGGAGGCCGAGAAGAUUACAAGGGCUGCCUCUAAAAACUCAGCCCCGGACACUGAACACCCUGAGCCAAGUUUGCCCCUCAGCCGAACCAGGCGCCGGAAUGUAAGGAGUGUCUAUGCAACCAUGGGUGACCACGAAAGCCGCUCUCCAGUCAAGGAGCCCAUCGAGCAACCGAGAGUGACCAGGAAGAGAUUGGAGCGGGAGCUUCAGGAGGCCGUGGCAGUUCCUACUACCCCUCGGAGGGGAAGGCCUCCAAAAACACGCCGUCGAGCUGAAGAAGAAGAGGAGACUGAGGCGAAAGAGCCAGUUGAAACACUUAAACCAGCUGAGGGAUGGAGAUCCCCACGGUCCCAAAAAUCAGUAGCUGCUGGUGGCCCACAUGGGAAAAGGGGGAAAAAUGAACCUAAAGUUGAUGUUGAACGUCCUGAGACCACCACUGAGGUGAGUCCCCAAGUAAAUGUGAAAGAAAAUAAUACAAAAUCUAAGACUGAUAAAGAAGCAGCAGGAAGUGAAUCGAAAAGAGACAAAAAAGAAAUUGGCACAGACAAAACUCCACUUGAAACCCCCCCAGUUGAAGUGGUAGAGAAAAAAACAGCCCCUGAAAAAAAUUCCAAAUCAAAGAGAGGAAGAUCUCGAAACUCUAGGUCAGCAGUGGACAAAUCUGCAAAUCUGAAAACCGUAGAGUCCAGUGUAAGUCCCACUGUGGCUCUGGGCCCUGCAGGGCUGGCUGUGGAGAAAGAAGCUGGGGUUGUGGCAGUCUCCCCUGAAAAGAGUGGGAGUCUACCCAAGGAGGGUCUUUCAUCCCAGGUGAACUGUGAUCCAGCUGGUCCAGACAAGGAGCCAGAGAAGGAAGAUCUGUCUGCCCCUAAGCUGUCCCCAGAAGCAAAUCAGUUAGCCAAGCAGAUGGAGCUGGAGCAGGCCGUGGAGAACAUCGAAAAGCUCACUGAAACCUCUGCCUCCGCGGCUUUCAAGGCAGCAGCCACAGAUGCACCAGAGGGCCUUUCCACAGAGGACAGGGACAAGCCUGCACACCAAGCGAGCGAAACAGAACUGGCUGCGGCCAUUGGCUCCAUCAUCAAUGAUAUUUCUGGGGAGCCAGAAAACUUCCCAGCACCUCCACCUUACCCUGCAGAAUCUCAGACAGACCUGCAGCCCCACUCACAAGAGCUGCAGACUCCUGAGGAGGGAAUGGAGCCUGAGACCAAUGAGGCUGUGUCUGGCAUCUGGGAGACUGAGGCUACUACAGAAUCUUCUGGCCCACAAGUCAGUGCCCCUAACCCUUCCGCAGGCCCAGCAGAUACCAAGGAAGCUGGAGGGAAUAGCAGCGAAACCUCCCACCCAGUGCUGGAAACUAAGGGAUCCAAAGAAGCUGAAGUGGCUCUCCCUCGGAAAGACAAAGGGCGCCAUAAAACAACUAGAUCACGCCGCAAACGGAAUACAAACAAGAAAACGGGGGCUACUGCAGAGAAAACGGGGGCUACUGCAGAGACCCGUGUCUCACAACCCAACCAAGUUCAAAGCAAUAAUCCUGCCACAAAUGAGGGGACAAUGGUACAACCCCCAGAAGCUCCACAAGAAGAAAAGCAGAGUGAAAAGCCCCAGGUCACUCCUCCGGAGACAUGUGCUUCUGACCCAAGUGAGACUCCAUCCAGGGAAAAUUUGUCCCAAGAAAGCAGUGUUGAAGAAAAGACUCCAACCAAAAGGACUGUGCUCCCAGACCCUCUCCCUCCCUCCCAGCCAGUAUUGGUGGACAGUGAGCCCCAAGCCAGAUUCAAGGUGCAUUCCAUCAUUGAAAGUGAUCCAGUGACCCCACCCAGUGAUUCAAGCAUACCUACCCCUACAAUUCCUUCUGUAACUGCAGCAAAGCUCCCACCCCCACUGACCUCUGGGGGGAUCCCACACCAGAGUCCCCCUACUAAGGUGACAGAGUGGAUCACAAGACAGGAGGAACCUCGGGCUCAGUCCACCCCAUCUCCAGCUCUUCCCCCAGACACAAAAGCCUCUGACAUUGACACCAGCUCCAGUACGCUGAGAAAGAUUCUCAUGGACCCCAAAUAUGUAUCUGCCGCAGGCAUCACUUCCACGAGUGUCACCGCUGCCAUUGCAGAGCCUGUCAGUGCUGCUCCUUGUCUGCAUGAGGCACCAACCCCUCCAGCUGAACCUAAACAGCCUCUUUUAGAAGAAAAACCAGGAGCUCCAGUAACUGGUGCUUCUGACACCCAGGCCUCAGAGGUUCCAGUAGCCACUGACAAAGAAAAGGUGGCUCCAGUCAUUGCUCCCAAAAUUACUUCUGUUAUUAGCCGGAUGCCUGUCAGCAUUGAUUUGGAGAAUUCGCAAAAGAUAACUCUGGCAAAACCAGCUCCUCAAACCCUGACUGGCCUGGUGAGCGCCCUGACCGGCCUGGUAAAUGUCUCCUUGGUCCCAGUGAAUGCACUGACUGGCCCAGUGAAUGCCCUGAAAGGCCCUGUGAAGGGCUCAGUGACGACACUGAAAGGUUUGGUGAACACUUCUGCUGGCCCCGUCAAUGUCCUAAAGGGGCCAGUAAAUGUUCUGACAGGGCCAGUGAACGUUCUCACCACUCCGGUGAAUGCUACUGUGGGCACAGUGAACACUGCCACAGGUGUGGUGAAUGCCGCUUCGGCUGCAGUGAGCGCUACAGCGGCGGCAGUGAGUGCUUCAGCGGGUACAGUGACAGUCACAGCAGGUGCAGUGACUGCUGCGUCUGGUGUUGCGACUGCCACCACAACAGGUGCAUUGACUGUGGCAGGUGCCGUGAUUGCACCACCAGCAAAGUGCAAGCAGAGAUCAAGCACUAACGAAAACAUUCGGUUCCACCCAGGGUCUAUGUCUGUGAUUGACGAGCGUCCAGCAGACUCAGGCUCUGGAGCUGGGCUGCGUGUGAACACUUCUGAAGGAGUUGUGCUCCUGAGCUAUUCGGGGCAGAAGACUGAAGGCCCACAGCGGAUCAGCGCCAAGAUUAGCCAGAUCCCCCCAGCGAGUGCCAUGGACAUUGAAUUUCAACAGUCGGUAUCCAAGUCCCAGGUCAAACCUGAUUCUGUUGCACCAUCACAGCCACCACCCAAAGGCCCUCAGACUCCUUCAGGCUAUGCAAAUGUGGCCACCCACUCAACUCUAGUACUAACUGCCCAGACAUAUAAUGCAUCUCCGGUGAUUUCAUCUGUUAAAGCCGACCGUCCUUCCUUGGAGAAACCUGAGCCCCUUCACCUCUCUGUGUCCACCCCUGUCACCCAGGGUGGCACAGUGAAGGUUCUCACCCAGGGCAUAAACACAUCCCCAGUGCUGGUUCACAACCAGUUGGUUCUCACCCCAAGCAUAGUUACCACUAAUAAAAAGCUUGCUGACCCUGUCACUCUCAAAAUAGAGACUAAGGUCCUUCAGCCGGCUAACCUGGGGUCUGCUCUCACUCCCCACCACCCUCCUGCUCUGCCCAGCAAACUGCCUGCAGAAGCAAACCACAUCACCUCAGGGCCCAGCACCCCAACAGAUCGAACUGUCUCCCAUUUGGCCGCCACAAAGCCAGACGCACAUUCUCCUCGACCCAGUGGGCCUGCUCCAUCUCUUUUCCCAAGGGCAUGCCACCCCAGCAGGACCACGUCCACUGCGCUCUCCACUAAUGCCACAGUCAUGCUGGCUGCAGGCAUUCCUGUGCCUCAGUUCAUCUCCAGCAUACACCCAGAGCAGUCUGUCAUCAUGCCACCCCACAGCAUCACCCAGACUGUCUCCCUUAGUCAUCUGUCCCAGGGUGAAGUGAGAAUGAACACGCCCACACUGCCUAGCAUCACCUACAGCAUCCGGCCAGAGGCACUUCACUCACCUCGGGCCCCUCUGCAACCCCAGCAAAUAGAGGUCAGGGCUCCACAGCGGGCAGGCACGCCCCAGCCAGCCACAGCUGGUGUGUCCUCCCUGGCCUCCCAACACGCUCCAGAGGAAGAAGUGCAUUAUCACCUCCCUGUUGCUCGAGCCGCAGCCCCUGUGCAGUCGGAAGUACUGGUCAUGCAGUCCGAGUACCGACUGCACCCAUACACUGUGCCCCGGGACGUGAGGAUCAUGGUGCACCCUCAUGUGACAGCAGUCAGUGAGCAGCCCCGGGCAGCAGAUAGUAUAGUGAAGGUGCCACCAGCCAGCAAGGCCCCUCAGCAGCCAGGGAAAGAAGCUGCCAAGAUGACAGAUGCCAAAGCAGCCCCUGCCCCUCACAGCGAGGCCCGAAUCCUUACAGUCACCCCCAGCAACCAGCUCCAAGGGCUGCCUCUGAGCCCGCCUGUGGUGGUGACCCAUGGGGUGCAGAUCGUACACUCCAGUGGGGGUGGAGUCAAGAAUAUUUGUCUGCUGCUGGCUCUGCCCUGUGGCCGUGACCAAGAGGAUGUCGUGAGCCAGACCGAAUCCCUCAAGGCUGCCUUCAUCACCUAUCUACAGGCCAAGCAGGCGGCAGGGAUCAUCAAUGUUCCUAACCCUGGCUCCAAUCAGCCUGCCUACGUGCUGCAGAUCUUCCCACCCUGCGAGUUCUCGGAGAGUCACCUGUCCCGUCUGGCCCCUGACCUUCUGGCCAGCAUUUCCAACAUUUCUCCCCACCUCAUGAUUGUCAUUGCCUCUGUGUGAGCCACUGGUCAGUCAACGACUCAGUGUAUUUUCCCGAGGCUCUGCAGCAAAAACACACACAGGACAACCCAGCCAAGUGGAGGAAGAAGCUGCCGAAGGGGACAGACUCCACUGCCAGACGGCCAGCCUUGCCCUCCUGGCCUGCCGGCCCAGCUCAGGCGGACAGACCCUUCUGGGCAGUGGUGCUGCUACUAUGUAUGUUUACAAGACAUUUAGCCCAAGGACAGACCACCAACCGAUGGACUUGCAGACACCUUGGGGCUGGGUUUCUCCUCUUUUUGGAGAAAAGGAACAGGGCAGUGGAAUUAAAUUUUUUUGUUUUUGUUUUUAAGAAACAAGAAAACAGAACUGCCUUUGCACUAAAUUAGUGACUUGGACUUUUGCAUAGUGAAGACAGGCUGUGGCACUCUGGACAUCUUGGUGUAUGUGAACACACGUCACAGACUCAACGCAGGACUUCAAACUGCUGCUGAAACCUUGGGGUCAAGGAACAUUUCAUUGGGUUUGUCCCCAUCUCCUCCCUUCUCCUUGCUCAUCUGGCUGUCAUCUUUCUUAAUUCUCUUGCCACCACCAUCUGAUUCACCCAGGAUGUACAGCUUACAAUCGAAACAGAGCAAACGGAAGGAUUUUCUGUCGGUGGGAUAUGCAGAACUUGGGAUGUGUGUAUAUAUAAAUAUAUAAUAUAUAUAAAUAUAUAUAAUACUGACUUAAAAAAUCAAAUCCCCCUGACAUACAUUUUUUUUAAUCUGUGCCAAAAAUGUGUUUUAAGAGAAAAUCUUAUUUUCAUACUCA
Myotis lucifugus (little brown bat) is the source of this 10942-nucleotide messenger RNA. RefSeq names its product spen family transcriptional repressor (gene SPEN). The record is from RefSeq and is a predicted model, not a curated record. Gene Ontology annotation, cellular component: nucleus. Lineage: Eukaryota; Metazoa; Chordata; Mammalia; Chiroptera; Vespertilionidae. Gene Ontology annotation, molecular function: mRNA binding. Gene Ontology annotation, biological process: regulation of transcription by RNA polymerase II.